Messenger RNA from Wasmannia auropunctata (little fire ant), 1586 nucleotides. RefSeq lists its product as uncharacterized. The transcript is spliced from 4 exons. Bases 161 to 1303 code for a protein of 380 amino acids. The record is from RefSeq and is a predicted model, not a curated record. NCBI's taxonomy places the organism in Eukaryota, Metazoa, Arthropoda, Insecta, Hymenoptera, Formicidae.
AAUUAAGGAAGAGAUAAUAUAAAGAAAGAAUUGAUCAAAAGUGAUAACAAAUCAAAUAUAAAUACGAGCAUAAGUGUUAAACAUUCAGUUUGAACUGUAUCUUGCAAAGACACUCUUCGUACAAAAAACUUUUGUACAAAAACUCUUUCUGCAAAAUCUGAUGGUUUCUAACAAUAUGUCUACGAAAACUGGAGACUCAGAAGAUUCUUUGAAAAGUUCAAAUGAGUAUAGAUACGUGAUGAUAUUUAAGAGCAAAUUCGAGCGAGAAUUAUUUCCCAACAAUUUCAACAUGUGGACUGUACGACAACAGUACAUGUGGAUAAACGAUAACAUCGCCGCAUUCUUUCCGAACGUACCAAAGUCAUUAUUAGAUCUCAUUCCGGCCACUUUUCGCCCAGGGGAUUGCCAGUCAUCGAUGCAGAUACCUGAAUGGUUGGACAUGGAUAAAUAUCGCAGGGGGCAGAAAUUUGUGCGUGAAAAUUUUGCGGCACUUUUCAUUGCUAAAAUACUGGGCGUUAUACAUGUAUAUUCCUUCAAUGAAUUUAUAAAACCGAUAAUUAUAUCAAAGGGCUCCCAUACACCAUACUUAGGUUUUAAAAGGUAUACCUCGACCAUACAACGAUUCGUCAGUUGGUAUGAAGGUGAGCCUUGGAUUGAAGGAACGCCAGCUUAUAAAGACAUGCAAUUUACGCGAAAAAUGCAUUUAAUGAUACAAUCAAAGUUGGGCAAGCUUGAUCACGAGCAAAUCGACAACGAGUCCAAAAUCGCGGAGCCGUGGUGCCCGGAUCGUGAGUUGUUUUUACAGGAUUUUGCCGCGGCGUGUCCACUUGAGAAAGACGGACAAUUUCCUACCAUCGUGCUUGACAAGUCGCCAUACAAGCCGAAAGGUGUCAAUAACGCGGACAUGCAGCGCACUCGGGAUUUCUAUCAAUAUUGGCUAUUGCCUAAUCUUAGGAAAGUUACUCCCGAAUGGGAGCAUAUGACAAGAUGUUUCAUCGAAUCAUUGAAUUACUAUUCCUUGCUGUACAUGCCUUACAAAACGAUGGCAUUACUCGCUAUGGAUACGUUAGGUGUAAGCAUGCCGCAUUUGUAUGCGUCGAUGAGUUACGCGGAAUGGAUUGCUUAUAAAAGCUGGAGAUUUCUAUUGCGCUACGUUUUAAAAUUUUCAAGCUUCAGGGUAAUUUUUAAUAAAGUGGUACACAAGAUAUUCGAUGAAGCGAAGAAUAUCAGCCCAGAAAAAGAAGCAGAAUUUCAGAAAAAAUCGGAAAAGCAGUUAUCAAAUUUUUCUACCGUGCACUAUUAAAGUGCCGUUGUAUAUAAAGUUUGAAAAUGUAUAAUUUAAACACGCUUUCAGUUAAGUGCUUUUUGACGAAGUGAUUUGACAAAACGUACAAUUAAAUUGCAUUAAUAUCUACUAACAUCCGGGACAGAUAUAUUACAUUUAUUUUUCUUUUAGUAUUGUAUAUUGCAACUCUCAGUUAGAGUUUUCUCAGUUGUUUAUUAAAUUAUAUUUGUAUGCAAAAAGCUUCUAACAUAACUUUGCUCUAUAGAAUAACACUUUAUUUAUAAUUAUUUUAUUUAAAUUU